AUUGCUGGAUUGACCAUUAUUCAUCCUUUUCUUUUCCCUUCAGAUUUUCCUUUUUUAUUAAAACAAAAAAUCCUUCACGUUUGUCACCAGAGCUUGUGUGCAGACAAGAGUCAAGGCCAAGUGUGUCCAUGAGAAAUGACAAUGAGCUUUGCUGUCGACACGAACAAACAGGUUCUCCAUGCCAAGUGUCACCCCAAAUCCAUAUUAAGACACGUUUCGUUCAAGCUUAAUUACCCCUUUGGAGCUCUUAUCUCCCUUUACUGCCGUAUAAAUACCAUCGUCCCCUUUCAGACAAUGUGCUUAUCAAUCACUUUCCUAAUAUUUUUUCAAAACUUUACUUUGGUUUCUCUGUUGGAACAAUGUCAACAUCACUCACGGGUGGGUUUGGGGAACGAAAACAAAUCAAGAAGCCUGCACAAGCAAUCUCGAGAAAAGGAUGCAUGAGAGGGAAAGGAGGUCUGGAGAAUGCCCUCUGCACUUACAAAGGUGUCAGGCAGAGAACUUGGGGCAAAUGGGUGGCUGAAAUCCGCGAACCCAACCGCGGCGCUCGUCUUUGGCUCGGAACUUUUGAUACUUCACAUGAGGCUGCAAUGGCUUAUGAUGCUGCCGCCUGUAAACUCUACUGCUCGGAAGCCAAACUCAACUUGCCAGAAUUAUGUCCCAACCGUUGGUAUCCAUCACCUCCAACCUAUACUCAGGUUGCUGCCAUAGAGAAUCAACAUCAGAACGUGAAUAAUCCAGGUACGGGUUCAUCAAAUAGCCCCGUUAUUAUCAGGUCCAAUGAUGUACAACCUUUGUACAACAACAACUACGUCAUGUCUAUCCACAACGAGAUCCUUGAUUCUCAAGGAACCCCGGCGGAGAACAAUGCACACUUAGGGGAAAAUAAAGAUGGAAUUGAUGGGUUCUGGGAAAAUAUGUGUGUGGAUUUGCCUGUUGUAGAUGAAUCGAUUUGGGCUGAAGCUGCCAUCUCACUACAUUUCCCAGUGAUGGGUGAUCCUGAGAGUUUUGCAGGUAACCUUGUGGAUGCAACCGGCUGGGAUGCCUUGCAAUCACCAUGGUGCAUGUAAACCAAACAUAAAUGUUAGCAUACGUGGAAACGUGACA
Molecule: messenger RNA, 1107 nt
Organism: Hibiscus syriacus
Lineage: Eukaryota; Viridiplantae; Streptophyta; Magnoliopsida; Malvales; Malvaceae
Product: dehydration-responsive element-binding protein 2D-like
Exons: 1
Coding region: 360-1070 (236 amino acids)
Biological process (GO): response to stress; positive regulation of DNA-templated transcription
Cellular component (GO): nucleus
Molecular function (GO): DNA-binding transcription factor activity; transcription cis-regulatory region binding
Source: RefSeq, a predicted model, not a curated record